AUUACUAAGCAUGUAAAGUGCGGGGUUGCUGUUCACGACACGCCAUUCACGUGCUGUUUACCAUUUUUCUUUUUCCCUUCCACGCCUGUUCACUUUGCUCAAUUCGCAUGGAGGACUCAGUUUCUCAAUUGGCAUACAUAGAGAUCUGACAAUGUCCUAUGAGCCCCAGCCCCCGUCGCUACUCUAUCCAAAUGCUGCCGCCGCCGAAGAGGCACUCAAGGAUUUUGCCCUGCAGAAUGGCUUCGACCUGAUCAUUGCGGAGCGGUACCCACGCGGCUCCGGCGACAACUGCACCCGCCUCACCUUUCGCUGCGUCCGGGGCCGCGCAGCAAAACAAAAACCAGCAAACACUGCCGCCACCGGCGGCGGCGCUUCUUCGUCCCCCUCCGGCGCUCGCGGUUCAGCCGCAGGCAAUAAUGCCGCCACCGCAACCGACAGCGGCGGGGACGACGACGACGACGAAGGGGGCGGCGGCGGCACGCCGGCGAAAAAACGCCGGCGGGCCCGGUCCCAGAUGACGGGCUGCCCGUACCGCAUCAACAUCAAGAUGCAAAAGUACGAGGGCAUGGGGUGGCGCAUCGACCGCGUCCAGCACCGCGGCAGCGGCGGGCCCGGUCUGCUCCAGGGCCACAACCACGACCUGUGCCUGCCGACGGCCUUCUCCACGUUCCGGCACCGGAACCUGCGGCGCCACGAGGCCCGCAUCUUGGAGCUCUACCGCCAGGGGCGGAAGCCGAGGGAGAUCCUGGCGCAGAUCGAAAAGGACAUUGAGGAGCGGCGCGCCGUGGGACAGCACGGGGAGGGGAACGGCGGUGGUGGGGGUGGAGUCGAGAUGGAUUACCACGGGCAGGGGGUUGGGUUCUCGUACCAGGAUAUGCAGAAUAUGUUGCAGAGGAAGAAGAGGGAUGGGUUGUUGGAGGGUCCUGGGGAGGGUCCUGAGCAUGGCGCCGGGGAUGCUACCGGCAAUGCUACCGGCAAUGAUACCGGCAAUGCUACCGGCAAUGCUACCGGCAAUGCUACCGGCAAUGCUACCGGCAAUGCUACCGGCAAUGCUACCGGCAAUGCUACUGGCAAUCCUAAUGGCAAUCCUAAUGGCAAUCCUACUGGGGAUGCUACUGGGGAUUCUACGGGGAACGGUACUGGCGAUGCUACUGGGAACGGUACUGGGGAUGCUCCCGAGGAUGCUCCUGGAGAUGUUGCUGCGGAUGUUGCUGCGGAAGCUGCGGCUGUGGUGGGUUCUGGGGACACAGAGAAGAAUGAUGCGAACGGUGUUGCGGGUGACACAGUCAAGGAAUGUCAGGGUCAGGUCCCGGCGCCAAAUUCUAGUGGAGUCGAAAGUAGUCCAAAAACUCCAGCUGUACAAUCUUCGUAGCCAUGCAUCAUUCGGCACAUUACGUUGUAUCAAAGCUUGACGGGGUUCACAGAUUAACUAAAAAUAGAGCGAUAAACAAUGUUUAUCAUUAGAAACAUGAAACAAAGCGGCGA
Messenger RNA from Pyricularia oryzae 70-15, 1485 nucleotides. RefSeq lists its product as uncharacterized. The record is from RefSeq and is a predicted model, not a curated record. Lineage: Eukaryota; Fungi; Ascomycota; Sordariomycetes; Magnaporthales; Pyriculariaceae. Bases 152 to 1372 code for a protein of 406 amino acids. The transcript has a single exon.